Molecule: messenger RNA, 12135 nt
Organism: Porites lobata
Lineage: Eukaryota; Metazoa; Cnidaria; Anthozoa; Scleractinia; Poritidae
Source: the annotation of a GenBank genome assembly
GUGCUCAUUUCCCCGGCCAGACGUGCACUUUGUCAUUCAAGCCGAUAGCCAAGCGAAAUUAAACGUCUAACAGAGUUAUAGGUAGGCAGUUUUCAAGGAAAAUGUCUUCCUUAUAUUCACGGCUACCCAAGUUAUUACGCUGCGUAACUCAACGAGGAUUUCUAUCGCAGACGAGGUACAUUUUCGCACUCAAAGACUCGCGUGAGGAAAUAUGGUUCCGAAAACAAGGUGGGUUGAAAUAAUGUGCUUUUUGCGUUCUUUUUUUCUUACUGAUGCGAAUUGAGGGUUUAUUUGCAGUAUGAAAUUCGAGAAAAACGAUCAAGUGAGCUAUGGUUGACUAAAAUCUUAAAUAAUGGGCAAAGCUCAAGCUGAAGCCUGCUUUUUAUAUUAUGUGCUAUAAAUAAUAGUCUUAUGUAUUUUGACAUCAGUUUUCUUUUUCUUCCCUCAGAUCGAAGUUAUUAUACAUAUUCUCCUGAGCCGUUUCAUCCACUUCCCGGUAGAACUCCAGCUUGGAAAUCACCUUAUGAAGCUAUGGAAGUUAUCCAAUCAGGUCACUAACUAUAUUUUUGAAUAAGCUACAGCAGGUCUAGUUUCCAUUUUAGUGAUGCGAAGUUUGCAGCGAAUCUUAAUUAUCACGAUCAUUUGAAAGCAUUAAUUUUCUUGACGCUAGCUAGAGCAGUGUGGUAAAAAUAUUACUGAAAGGUCAUAGGAUCAUUAUUUCGUAAAAUUCUAAAACAUAUCAAUUUACCUGUGUUAAACCUGCGCUCUGCCAGUGUUUUGUGAAAGAACUGGGGUGGGGUGGGGGCAUUAUGGCUAGGGCUAGGGCUAGGCUUGGGGUCAGGCAUAGUGGGUAAACCCCAAAUAAUACAAGCUUUCACUCUAUAACGGUGUGAGAAAUCAGUUUGUGUCUGUGUACAGUGAAGAGAGUUGGCUGGGAUCUAGACUUGAUGUAUUCAAAAUGUUGAUUAUAUUUAAUAGAUAUUAGCAUGUUGUAAAUUUUUAAAUUAUUAUUAUUAUUAUUAUUAGAUUGAUAGUGUUAGUUAGUGGCAUUAGAGUAAAAGUAGAUUUAUGGAAACACAGAUGUGUAGCACUUUUUGUUGGAAUUAAUUCAAUUCAAGGUCAGAAAUAAAAAUAAAAAAAAUAAAUAAAUGAAUAAAAUUGUCAAAAGUUUCAGAUAAAACGUUAAUGAAAUGGAAACAACAAAUUAAAGGAAAUUUUUCAAACCUCUGACAAUUUUUUUGGGAGAUAUCUUCCAGUUUUCAAUCAGUCUGGCUAAAUCCCUACAGAUCCCUUUAACCAAAUCGCCCUUGCGACUUUUGCUGAAAAACGCAUUUUAUUAAAGCUAAUCAAGCAAUUUUCAGGUUGUACGCUUUUAAGCCUUUCGAUUCAGAAGCAAAACAUUAGCUUUCGAAGCUCAGGAAUACACAGAAAGCAAAAUUUCAAAAUAGUUUUUAGGUUUAAAAGUGUCUCAGCAGUCUUUACUUUUUCUUUUCAUUUUUUCUUUCACUUUUUUUGUCUCAUUUGUUUUUCUUUUGCUGGGCAUUUAGUAGGCUUCACUUUUGGUUAAAAGGUUUUGGGAGAGCUUUUAGAAUAUUAGGAUUAGGUGAAAGGAAAAGGUGGGUAACAUAGAGGAACAACUUAGAUUUUCACGGAAAGUUUCAGAUCAAUGUUUUUGCCUUUUUCUCUGGCCUCCUAGACCUAGUCGUGCUUAUUCUGGUAUGGUUUGAAAGAUCUCUUCACCCUGCACAAGUUAACGGACAAAGUUGUCCCUAAUUGUUAAAGUCACAAAUGGUAGAAGGGAUGUGGAUCCACACGGGUGGUUACAGGCAAUUCAGGGGCGAAUGGGUUAAUACUGAAACCUGCUUGCAUGUACUUACUUCGAUGGAUCGGAGUUAUUGUGCAAGUACCUUAUAAGUAUGAAAAAGCACUUUCUAUGUCUUUUAAAAAAUUAAUGUUAUAUCUUAUCACAUUUCUCUCUUUAGGAAUGAAAGUAUUCGUCCAUGGAGGUGCUGCUACUCCUCUUCCAUUACUUGAUGCUUUGGCUAAGAGAGGGCAAGAAGCCCAGUUAAAGAAUGUAGAACUGAUCCAUAUCCACACAGAGGCACAUGACAAGGUGGUAUCACCUGAGUUUGAAGGUAAUAAGGCCUGUUGACAUCUGCUAAAACAGUUUCACAGGGUAUGAGAAGCUCGUCAGUUUGGUCCUGAGAUAACUCAAAGACUUCCAGCAGGGAUUAAGGGUUUAAUGAAAGAAAGUCUUAUUAUCUCAUUUUAACACAAAAAUUUGGAACAGUAAACAUCAGUCAAAGGCAAAAUCUUCUUUGGUCGCUCCUGCCAUGUGAGAUAACAAAGAAACAUUGAGGGAUAGAAGUCUUGUAUCUCAUUUUAAGCUGGAACAGUAAAAUAAGAAUCUAUAUUAUUAUUAUUAUUUAUUAUUAUUAUUAUUUGUUGGCAGUGAUCUUGAAAUGAAAUAUUUAGGUUUAUUUUGAUAGUGAGUUUGCAGAUUUGGUGGCAGCAGUAAUUAAUACAGCUAGUGGAACCCUGUUAAUAUGGUCACCAACAAUGGGUCCACUUAAAAAAUUGGGCUGUAUUAAUAGGGUGGUCGUAUUACCAGGGUAGGGUCAAAUUUCAUAACCUGAGGGCUGUAAGAACAAAUACAUCAUACAUUGCAUUUGCACUUCUUGAACCACUAAUAAUUACAAAAACUUCUUGAAACUUUCCUGCGGUACUUAAAGCACUUUUAAAAAUCGGUUAUUUAACUGCCACAACUAAAGUGCUUGUGACGUGUCAAUUUCAUUGACCUGGUAAGGUGAGCCUGAUCUUUCGAUUAUCUUGUACUUGUACUGUUUUUAGACUACAGUACACUUGAAAUGUAAGAUAGUCGAAAGAUCAGGCUCACCUUAUUACUAGGUCAAUAAAUUUGGCAUGUCACAAGCAUUCUAAUUUUCUACAUUGUGAGUUUAGAAAGAGUUACUGUACUAAUGGGGUAAAAUUGUAGAAGAUUCUACUGUCUUGGUAUUCAAAAUGUGGCUGUUGGCCAUUUAAACGCAUCAAUAAGGGUUUUUAGGUACAGAAAUAUAUGGCUGCUUUACUGGGCUUAAAAACGUGGCUGUAAUAUUGAGGUGACCAUUUUAACGAGGUGGCCAUGAGGUGGGUAUCACUGUACAAGUGGCAGUAGAAUUCGCGGUAGGCUGAAGACAUGGCUGAAAAAAUAAUGUAAACAACGCACCAAGUUGCCAAUGAACAGUGUUCUUACCAGACCAUGGCAUUGUGGCAUGGCUGCACUUUUUCAGGAAAUGCCGCUCUUUAUAAUUAUUGUAUAGCCCAGGGAACCCAAGGGAGCAAAGAAGAAAUCAUUUCCUUAUAAUUAAUAUAAGCCAAAAUUUUAUUGGUUAUUAGCCUCGUAAGAAAACACCCAUCAUUCUCUGAGAAAGGAGUAUGAGGUAUUUACUCUAACUCAGACCUGUGAAAAUGUUGAGUUAACUCUAUCUAAAAUUGUGACCUGCUUUUCUCCCUCAUGAACCCCUUUUAGCUUCUCUAGUAUGGGUCCUGUGGACCUCAGUGUAGAAAAUCCUGGUAAGAACUCUGAAUGAACAUGUUUGUUAAUCUAAAGCGAUCACCAGGCAUUUUCUUUAGAUUUAGUUUGCUAUACUUACCUUGGAAAGAAAUCCUAUUGAUGUUCCAAAAAUUUUGAGGAGUACUUGUGACUUUUUGAGAAAGCGUGAGAAUCAGUUGUCAACUAGCUCUUGAGAGCAUGAGAUAUGUUAUUGGUACUUAAUUUUGUGGGAACUUAACUUUUAUAAUCAGGAAAAACAUGAAAUUCAAGUUAAGUACCAAUAAAGUAUGUCAUUAAAUUGUGAGACUCUUGACAAGGUCAUGAGAAAAUAUGAGUCUUGUCAUAUAUUUCCAUUCAAAAUCAUGUUGAGCCUUGGUAAGUCUGGUUUUACCACCAUAAAUUAAAAAUUUAAAACUUUCAAUGUUUUGAAAACUAGGAUGCCCUUUAUAACAGCUAGUAUGGAGCACUCCAAACAUUAGCAAUUCCUUUUUUAUGGCAAAUAAAUUGACUUUUAUCGAAAAAAAAAAAAAAAGCCCUGAUCCUAAACCCGCUAGCAAUACUGCAAAUUAGGGCAGCUAAUCCUUAAGUUAGUUCUUGAAAGCUACAUGUAUGAAAUCAAGGCAGUUGAACCUCUCCUCAAUAGCGACCGUGGGGACAGAAGAAAUUGGCAACUGUAGAGAGAUGCCCAUUUUAGAGAGGUUCAAACGAGUCCAUGUAUGGACUAUCGGCCAAAAAAGGGACUGUUGUGGGGAGGUGGUCAUUGAGGAGAAAUGGCCAUUUGAGGAGGUUUGACUGCAUGCUGAACAUCAAACAUAUUAUUUGCUUGUUGUCAGUUUUGAAGAUGGACAUAUUAAUCUAGUAAUAUUAACAAAACAGGGAAGAACAAAGCUGCAACUUGAGUAUUACUGAUCAAUAUUUCCAACUGUCAAUCCUUCUUCUUCGAGGCAUUGAUCUAGGUUGUCUAAUGUAAUAUUUCCGUCUUUCUUCGACCCUUCUUAUGGAAAAUAAUGUAUGUUAAGGAUAAUUAAUACUUGUAUUCUUCCUAUAUGUCAUCUUUGUUUUCUUAAUAAAAUAUUAUUUAUUAAGAUAAAAUAGAGGUUAAGCUCAAUAUGUAUAUUUUUUGUUUAGGAAUUUUUAGAAGCAAUUCUCUGUUUACUGGAGCAAACUGCCGUAAAGCUGUGAAUGAGGGUCGUGCUGAUUUUACACCCAUAUUUUUGAGUGAGAUUCCACUUUUAUUUCAUCGGAAAAUAAUUGAUCUAGAUGUGGCCCUGAUACAAGUCAGUCCUCCUGACAAACAUGGAUUUUGCACCCUUGGACCAAGUGUCGACUGUACACGAGCUGCUAUACAGAAUGCUAAGUACAUUAUAGGUAAGAUGGUCUUGAACUCAGAACGCAAGUAGCUUUGUGUUUCAAGUCUAUAGAUUGGUCACAUGGUUUUACUGGCUGUUCUUCCAUGCAUUGUGAUUUGUCAGUCAAGGAUGGUCACCAAGUUUGAAAAGGCACCAUCGAUCUUGAGUGCUCAUGGUGGAUGAAGACCUGGCGGAGUACAACUUUCCUUUCGGGAAUCCCCACAGACUUUUUUUUUUCCUCCCUGGAUUGGGAUGAGAGGUGAUUUAUUUCAAAUUGCUUUAAUUUGUCCACAUUAACCCCUACACCGAUGGGCAAUAAGUAUGAUGUGUUAUACUUAUACAUUGUACAUAUACAGGAUUAUGCAAUAAAAAUCAUGAUUUCAAAUCAUUAUCAUAUAACUGACAAGGAUACAAUACACAUUUAUGUAUUAUCUGCAUUUAAAGGUCUUAUUGAUUUGCUAAUCCUUUAAACUUGCAUGACUCUACCUCCAAAAUAUCAUGGGUUUCUGUAUUCCUGUAUGGAACCCAUCAAUGUUCUCAAAAUUUGAGGAAAAUAACUAUUGUACAAUAGCUGGCAGCAGUAGCAGGUUCUUCACUAGUGACAAUUUGUGGGGUGCUAAUUAAAUUUCCAAAGUUAAGAAACGUGUUUGUUUUGUAGGUGGCUUUUUAGUAUUGUUGAUUCAUUAUUCUUGGUUAAUUAGGACUUGUAAACCCCCGCUGUCCACGCACACAUGGCCCAGGAGGAAUUCAUCAGUCUCAUCUUGAUGUGCUUUGUGUACAAGAGUUUAAACUUCCAGAACUUAAAGUUAAACCAGAGUCACCAGAGGAGGCUAAAAUUGGUCAACUUAUUGCUGAGAAUCUUGUGGAUGAUGGUGCUACUCUCCAAAUGGGUCAGUUUACAUAUUAUUAAUUUUUUAUGCCAUACAAAGGUAAAGCAAAGUCACCAUCUAAUCAUAAUCUGUACAAUAUCUAACAAUGCAUUUGAAAUACACAGAAUUGUUUUAGCUCAUUGUUGUCCACGAAAAUGUAAAACUCGGAGACAGUUCCUCUGAAUAAUGAGAGGCUCUCACUUGUUAACACAAAAUGUGCCGAGAAAUACUACGGCAAGAAAAAAUAAGCAAUGACCUCAUUUUGUUACUCUCACUGAUUGGCAACUCCUAUGUAAUUCUAACUGAUCGUAACAAUUUUUUAUCUCCGUACCGUUCUGACUUUUUAUACCAUUCUAUAGCACAACCACGAAAUUAUGAACAAAUCUUAAAGGGCUUACAGUUACCCACGUGACCCUUAACGUGGCGUAUCGUAGGCUUGAUAGCUUAGGUCCAACAACCUUAACAGAAAUAGCUGAAUGCUGGGAGACAUACCGUCCUGUAAGCAAGUGUGCACGGUACGUACACUGUACAGGGUAAAAGAAAGUCAGUUUUACAGCCUGCCAUUCGGGCAAGCUGUAGCUAGCAUGUACUAGCCCACAAGCCAUUUCAACUAGCCCCAAAACCCUUUUUGAUUAGCAGGAUUGAUUACAAUCUUUCUGUAAUUUGAAUUUCCCCAAAGAACAGCACUUGCCCGUCGGGCAAGUUAAGAACAAAAAUCACCAGCCCGAUAGGAAAAUCCACUAACCCCGGGCUAUCGGACACGACUUCCUUUGCACGCUGUUGUACCAGAAAAACGUUGAAGACAAUUUUAAAAAAAAGGAAAACUAAAAUGAGUAAAGAAAAUUUUGAAAACAGUGCAGUUGCCUACGUAAUUCUGCUGUAGCUUUUUUUAAAACAACAUGUAUGUCCCUUUUUUCCCCCGAUUUUGCCUUAUGUAAAAUUCGUAACUGCUGCUUGCCGAUCCUAAGGCCAAGAGGUAUGAUUACCUCAACAUAAAUUUAAUCAAGUCACCCGCGUCAAAACGAUGUGAGAGACGGGGUGGGAUUAAUUUGGAAAACUGUGCGCACGCACCUCUGGUAAUUUUUAGUUACACUCAGGACUGACCUCAUCCCGUGAAUGUUGACAUACAACUCACAAACUUAUUCCAGGGCUUUCAAAUCAGCAACUGACCGUUAAACUCUUCUUCUGAUUCUUAUUUCCUUCACCUGUAUUAGGCAUUGGUUCCAUACCCGAUGCAUGUCUGAGCCGUCUAAUGGACCACAAAGACCUUGGAAUUCACUCCGAGAUGUUUAGCGAUGGCGUGGUUCCUUUGGUUGAGAGAGGAGCUGUAACCAAUGCUACAAAGAAAGUGUUGCCCGGACGAUGUGUUGGAAGUUUUGUCAUCGGAACGGAGAAAGUUUUUGAGUUUAUUGAUCAAAACCCUUUUGUUAGUAAGUUGCUGACAAUGUAUUCAAUUUAUCUGGUGUGUGUACGUUGUCUUCAAAAUUUGUCUGAACAGGAUUUGACCAUGGUCUUGAAGGCAUCCAAUUCAGGCGUAUUUUUUGGGGGUGCGGCCGAACGCUGCUUGUUUGUUUGUAAUACCGUGGCUGUCACCUUUGAUUUAUUACUGAGGUAGACAAAUGGAGAGAAGAAUCAACAUCCCUUGGGGUUCUUUUUACAACUGAACAAUGCGGUUACGUGAAAACCCCAGGGUAUUUGCCCACCCGAGGAAACACACUUGCACUGGACUGAUGGUAAACAGUGGUUAAUAAUAAUCCUAAUAACAUUAUAUUUACAGAUGGAAAACGAAAAUGAAUUGCACUGUUAGACAAAAUUGUCGUGUCAAACUAUAGAUAGAUCAACAUGAUCCGAAGUGGAAUUUUACUCCAAAAACAUAGAGAUUUGGAACGCUGUAUAAACUUUAUCACCCAACCUACGAAACCAAAAAGGAAAGUGCAAGGUACACGUACGUAAAUUCUGUUAACAGCUGGUGAUGGAACUCAGAAAAACCUCCUUCCAGAGGUCGGGGUUGGGAUGAAAGAGAUAUUCUUGGAGCAAAAAAAAACAAGAAUGAUAAUAAUAAUAAUAAUAAUAAUAAUAAUAAUAAUAAUAAUAAUAAUAAUAAUAAUAAUAAUAAAAUAAAAAUCGAUCUUUAUUUUUUUUAGUUAUGUUGGAUGUUGGCUUUGUGAACUUAGUGUCAAUAAUCAGUCAGAACCCCAAGGUCACGGCAAUAAAUUCAUGCAUUGAAGUGGACCUUACUGGACAAGUUGUCUCGGACUCCAUUGGAACAAGACUAUUCAGGUGUGUCUACCCUGUAUCUAGCUGCGUCAUCCGCAUACCAACAUUGGCUAGCUGCGCUCUUGACUUGUAGUCGCGUUAUGAGAGGCUGAAGGCUGAUGGCGUAUAGGCUCAUGGCAAGUGGGUCGCCCUGUGUAGUGCCUUCGGAUGAUCUCAGUUCCCGUCCGCCAACAAUGAAGAGGCGUGCGGGCUCCCUGUAAGUAUUUAUUGCGUAGGUUGCUAUUGAUGGGCAUAACACUCUAAUAUUAUGCAGGGCGGCGGCUCUGUUCAAGGAGUUGAAAGGCGUUCGACGCGUCUAUAAGCAGAACGGCGUCGCUGUUGUCAUGUUCAAAAGUUCCCGCAUUGCGUGAAUGGCCGCCUGCUCCCCACUCUUAUGACCAGCGCACACUUGUAAAGAGCCACUCGCAUCUAUAACAUCCGGUUUGGUGACCUUCGUGACACACUUUCCAAUAAUCCUCCUUAACACUUCGCCUACUCAAUCGGUCGCACCGCUCCUUCCCCUUGUCGAGGGAAUAAGCCGAUUCGCUAAAAUUGCUUCCAGACCCCGAGGAUCGAAUAAUAAUAAUAAUAAUAAUAAUAAUAAUAAAAUAAAAAUCGAUCUUUAUUUUUUUUAGUUAUGUUGGAUGUUGGCUUUGUGAACUUAGUGUCAAUAAUCAGUCAGAACCCCAAGGUCACGGCAAUAAAUUCAUGCAUUGAAGUGGACCUUACUGGACAAGUUGUCUCGGACUCCAUUGGAACAAGACUCUAUUCAGGUGUGUCUACCCUGUAUCUUAAGGGAAAUUCUAGUUGAAUCGUGCCGAUGAGGCCUUCAGUUCCUGACCCUGUGUAAGACAAAAAUCCUUCAUUUCACUUGAAAACCCUGUUUCAGACGAGAGACUUUAUCCUAUGACCCUGAUUUAUUUCUUUUCGCAUACAGAAUUAAGUAUCUUUUUUAAAAACGCUGACAUCUUGGAAUGAGAUUUUUUGGAGAAAACAUUUUUGGUACCGCAAAUGUAUAUCUUUUUUGGGCAACCUUUACACUCUUUUAAAGGCUUCCGGUCCAAAGAGGCGUCCUGUUCAAGAUCCUAAAUUUUUAUUACGCCCACCUUGGAACAGUUUGCAAGCUUUAACACCUCCUGUCACAUGAAAGCUCAAUUCUCACGACAAGGAGUUUCAGUUGAAUGGUCACAACAUGUCAUGUGUCUCUGACGAAGAGCUGGCGCUUAAAAAUUUAGCCUUUGAAUCUCAUUACGUAGGUUGCCCUGUUCACGCUAUGGAUUCCACUGAUAACAACACAAAACAUGCAUUAACACAGUUUCGUUUGAAAUUAUCCGAGCCUUCUUAUCACUUCAAUAUCUCAUCAGUUUACUUUGGCCAUCAUACCCUGAUAUAGUUUAUGAACUUUCUUUACUUUGUUUUUUCUUUUCUUCUUUUCUUUAUGAACAGGUGUUGGAGGUCAGGUGGACUUUUUACGAGGUGCUGCACUUGGUUCAGAUGGUCUGGGAAAACCAAUCUUAGCGCUCAAUUCUGUCACCAAAAGAGGAGAGUCGAAGAUUGUACCUUUCUUAAAACAAGGUAUACUAACGCUUGUUGUAGUCUCAGUCUGAACCGAAAUGUGUGGAAAUUUACAACAGACAAUUGAUACUCCGCUAAAUUUCUGUACCUCAGUUUAAGGCCUCGCGUUUUUGUUUAUGUGGGGAAAAGUUUUCGCUUUCGCGAGCGUUUAUAUGAGAAAAAAAGGUGAAGCUGUGAACAGCACUCGCGCAUGCUCUGAUUGUCUCGCCUUGGCCGAGUUGGCCCGCCUGAUCGAGCCAAAGUGCUUACAACUAUUUCUAGAAAGGUUGUCGGAAAAAUGUGCACGCGACAAUCCCGAAAGGCAAUAUGGGAUAUGUUCAAUACACUGUUCCUGACACUGUAGUUGUCGAACCUACUUUUGUUGCUUUCCUUUAGCACUCGCAGACAUAUGUACACUGCCUCUCCUGCCAUUCUUUCAAAUUUCUUUGGAAAAACAGUGAACUCAAAACCACCCACAGUACCUUUCGAGGUUGUCGCGUGCACUUUAUCCGACAACCUUUCUCGAAACAUAGCUGUAUAUGGAGAAAAGUUAGCCUGACAACCAGUGUGAUCCUAUCAGUGAAAAAAGGGUGACCCGGCAAAGACGGUCACCUUUCUACUAGCCGAGCCAACUUUGUGCUUCUCAAGUAAACGGUUGGCCAAGUCUUGUAAGGAAAUGUUGGAAAAGUUGGCUCGCUCGCCCAGGGGAGCUCGUGCAGGCGAGUCACCCCUCUACCUGGGCGACAUGUUUUCACCAAUACACGGAGCCUAAGUGCUGGACUUAGGAAAGGGGGCCGACGUUGAGUUGUACUUUGAAAAUAAACAUGUCGAACUCACACUGUUUUCUAUCAAGCAAUUUAAUUUAGUUACUUAUUUUUAUUUUUAUUUCAAAGAUAUGUUUGGUGCAGCGGGUUAACAACCCUUAUGAUCUUCUUCUGUUAGGUGGUGGUGUAGUAACUACUCGUGCUCAUGUGCAUUACAUCGUGACUGAGUAUGGGAUUGCCUACUUGUUCGGCAAGAACAUUCGUCAGCGAGCUCAUGAACUGAUACGAAUCGCCCAUCCUGAUCACAGAGAAGCUUUGGAAGCUGCUGCCUUUGAACGGCUUAAAUGCAUGCCCUCACCUGAUUAAGCUACGAGCUUGGCACGAGAUUCAGUGUGAACCACACACACAGUUUCGUUCUUUUUUGCGAAUCCCCAUAACGUACUCUGAUUACUCCCCCUCCCCACUAUUGCUAAUGUGGAGCUUAAGAUCUGACGACGGCGACGGCAACGAGAAUGGCAAAAAAGCAAAAAGGUUUAGAUUAGCAAAACAGCAACUUUGCACGCUUUUUUGUACCUUUCUUUGCCGUCGUUGCACGACUACAACGUGAAAGUGCCUAAUUUCACGUUUUGUCGAGGACGGGAACAGAAGACAACAACUUUCUUUUUCUUUUCAUGAACUUUGAUACAGUCCUUUAGAAUUCAACUCCACAAAAAUUUGCCAACAUUUGACGAAUUAAAGGAGAUGGAAUGAGCGUCAUAAAGUUUACAAUAGCCAGCAUUCACUAUUUAAGAGACGUUUUCGUAGCCUCCGCCGUCGUCGGGUCUUAAGCUCCCUGGCAAAAUUUGGGGGUGGGGGUGGGGAAUGGUAAAAAGAGUUUAUUAAGGGGGAUUCGAAAGUGGUUAAUGUAUCAUGACUUAAGGGAGAUGGUUUUUUUACUAAGGGUUCUUUACCAGGUGUCUCCGGUCGUAGACUACGAGCAGUCACUAAUUUUUCUUCAAAGUUGUAUAUUGAUCCUCAUAAACACUCUUUCUACAUUGGGUACAGUAAACAAGAGAAACAAGAGCGUAAAGCACAAGAAUAAAAAGUAAGAACGUUUUGUGCGUCUCGUCCCCAGUCGUGCCGGAGCGGCCAUGGAUUUGCCCGCGUUUUCGCUUGGCAGUCCAAGAAAAACGAGGGGCGACUUGUAGUCCACCUCGGUCGUAUUUAUUUUUACCCGAAAACAUUACAAAUUAAAGGGGCGUGCUCACUUAAUUUUAUACAAUUUCAGCAAUUUCCAACUCGUCGUAGAGUUAAAACCGCUCAAAACUGUAGACUGAAGAAAUACUUGGAUGGACAGAUUGAAAAAGGUCUGACGUUUUCCGAGUUUAUCUAAAGUUGUGUAAAAUUGUGUAUAAUGCCAUGCGGCAUUCAUUUGAUAGAGGACAUCUUUUUGUAAUUUCAUUUGAAGUCUACAGCUCGUUAUUGACAAAAAUGAGCAAAAAUAACUAAAAUACAGAAAUUCUACAAAGCCAUCUCCUCGACAGACUACAGCUAUUUACCUAUUUUAAAAUCUUGUAAUUACGUUUCUCAGUUGCUAAGGGUAUCCUAGAUACAGUAGAUAAUAUUAUUUCAUGACUUUUCAGGUCGAAAGUACAAGAGAGAAGAGGUUUUAGCACUUUUUUUGCCAUGAAUUAACACUAGUAUUAGAUUAUCGUGUUGUUUUUUUAGUGCCGCCGGUAAAGUUCCUUGUUUGCACUACUAAAGGAUGGAAACUUAAACUAAACUGCAGUAAUAAAGUAUUAUACAAAGUA